AUGAACAGAGUACAACACGGACAAACAAAGAAAAAGAAGGUAUUUGCUGACAACUUGAACGCAGCAUUUUCAAGACCACAACAAGACCAAGGUCAAUCAACAACAUCAUCCGAUCAUACUCCUUCUAAUAAUCCUCCUUCCCAUCAUCGCCAUCAUCAUCACCAUCGGGAUGGAAAGAAAAACAAAAAUGUAGAGCAACAACAAGGGGGUGUAAACGUUCCAGCUAGAACAAGCGAAAGUAGCACACCAUCCAAUACAUCUACCCGUGGUAGUCUAGUGCCGAGAAAAGACGCCGCACUCUUUACUUGCUGUAUUUGUUGUGAGGAUGCCCAUAUGCAUUCAAUUUUUGAGACAUGUAACCAUGUUGAUAUUUGUCACAAGUGUACCUUGAAACUUCGAGUUUUUAAUAACGACAAUAGAUGUUCGAUUUGUAAGAAUCCUUCCGACACUGUGAUUUUCUCAAGGAAUGCAAACAAAUCAUUCUCUGAGUAUAACAAGGAUGACUUAAUCUACGAUGAAACCUGGAAGAUAUACACCGACGAUUAUUUGCUGAUGAAUGAAUUGACAUCCCUACGGAGAAUAGAAUGUAAGAUAUGCAAAGAGCAAAAUGGUCUUGUGGUCAGUUUUGAAAAUACUCAACUUUUAAACCAUCACAUGAAUGAAGUUCACAAACUCAAUUAUUGUUCUCUCUGUUUAAAGAGUAGAAAAGUAUUUCUGGCAGAUCAAAAGCUUUAUACAUGGAAUAAUUUAAUGAAGCAUCUCAAGCUAGGAGAAGAAGAUGAAAAUGGCAGAAUUGAAGGUCAUCCUCUUUGCAAGUUUUGUAACAUUCGUUUCUAUUCAGAUGAUGAAAUUUUUGAUCACAUGUACAAACACGAGCGCUGUUUUAUUUGUCAGAAACAUGGCAUUCAAUUUGAAUUUUACAAAGACUACAAACAUCUCGAGAGGCAUUUUGAUGAAAAGCACUUUCUGUGUCCUUUCCAAGAAUGCAGAGAACAAGGAUUUAAAGUUUUUGAAAACGAAUUGGACUUAAUUGCUCACAAGAACAAGUAUCACUCCUCAGCAUCCUCCACAAAGCGCGGUAAGAUUGUGUUGGACCUAUCAACUCUAAGCAACAUUUCGAACGUUCCAAACGACGCCGAAAGAAGACAAAUUCGUACAGGAGAAAUUAAUUCUUCUGUCAUUCGUUUUGUGGAUACUGCUGGUGAUGGAUAUCACAAUGACUCACUUCACAAGUCAUCUUCCUCGACUUCUUCGGAUAAUAAGAAAAAGCACCACAAAGGAAGAAAAGAUGGUGGAAGCGGAGAUGUAAAAGAAAAGAAUAUUAACCUUGUGAAAAGAAUGAAAGAAAUGGUUUCAGAGUCUCAAUAUCAAGAAUUGAAGUUCUUAAGUACUCAAUUUUUAAGAGGAGAGUCCUUAGCGAGUGAAUACUAUGCCAAGAUUGUUUCCAUUCUAGGAGAAGAUAAGACUAAAGGAAUCUUCGAUCUGUUGGUUGAAGCAAUUCCUCCACAAGAUGAGAACAAGAAACAAGCCUUAAUAUUGGCAAAGAAUACAUAUCACUCACCUGAAUUUAACCCAAAUCUCAACAAAGAACAGUCAACUGCAACAUCAAAACAGCAAGAAAAAGUUCCACAAGAAAGCUGGCCAACUCUUUCUAACGCUCCUCAAUCAUCAUCCAAACCAAAUUGGAAUCCUGCUCAAUCAUCCAACACUCAACCAAAACCAAAGAAGGAGAAGCAACGCCCAUCACCUAUUUCACACAAUAUUGUGAGAACUCCUGAUCUGCUUUGGGGAGUCCAGGGAUCUGGCACACCACCAGCAAAGCUCGACAAGGAGCAAGAAUUUCCUUCCCUUACUUCCUCUUCCUCUCCUCCACCUGCCAGCAAAGUCAAAAAAACCAAUUCAAACUGGACCAAACCAUUGAAAACUGUCGAUGAUGAAGACUCUAAAGACAAGCAUGAAUUUUCUGAAUUUGGCAACGUUAAAGUUUAUAAAUUCUCUGACAAGAAGAAGAAAAAGAAUAAAUAA
This is a messenger RNA of Naegleria fowleri, 2025 nucleotides long. RefSeq lists its product as uncharacterized. Lineage: Eukaryota; Heterolobosea; Eutetramitea; Acrasida; Naegleriidae. Gene Ontology annotation, biological process: rescue of stalled cytosolic ribosome; protein ubiquitination. The transcript has a single exon. The record is from RefSeq and is a predicted model, not a curated record. Gene Ontology annotation, molecular function: ubiquitin protein ligase activity; ribosome binding. The coding region runs from base 1 to 2025 and encodes 674 amino acids.